Manduca sexta (tobacco hornworm) is the source of this 1705-nucleotide messenger RNA. Its product is annotated as phenoloxidase-activating factor 2-like. The coding region runs from base 321 to 1559 and encodes 412 amino acids. Gene Ontology annotation, biological process: proteolysis. Lineage: Eukaryota; Metazoa; Arthropoda; Insecta; Lepidoptera; Sphingidae. The record is from RefSeq and is a predicted model, not a curated record. Gene Ontology annotation, molecular function: serine-type endopeptidase activity. The transcript has 9 exons.
CUACUGGAGUCAUCAAAAUAGCUUACGUGCAUGUUCCACGCCUAAACUGCCUUGACUUUUACCUAAAAUGGUUUCGAAUAAAUACUGUUUAAUACUUGCCGUUUAUAUAUGUAGAUCACAUCGUUGUUAUUUAUAAAGGCGGUGUGACAUUUGAUAGUUCAAAUGUGAUUUUGGAAAAUAUUGUACAUUUUUCCUUAUUACAUCUUCUACUGUUGUACUUGUAUGGUCACUAGUCAGUGAACAGCUUCGACGGCCGGAAAACGUGUGCCUUCUCUACAGGAACUUCAACUUAACAAUACAAGGUAUAACUCUUCGCCCAGAUGUACAAAACGCUACCAUUGUACGCCUUGCUGGCGUGCGCCUGCGCACAGACCGAAGAUCUGGAGUCUAGUACCCGUCAGAUAUCCGAAGUUCCCUUCACCAGCCCCACGACGCAAGCUUCUAUAGACAACGAAACGCCAUCGACCGUGAUCCCCAGCGUUCCGCAAGCGAAUACGACCGACUUGUCGUGCACACUGGACGACGGACAGGUGGGCGAGUGUGUCACCUACUACUUGUGCAACACCAGCAACAACACCAUCAUCAUCAACGGCACCGGGGUCAUCGACAUUCGUUUCCGCGACGGUCCCUGUCAAUCGUACAUCGACACAUGCUGCCUGGUGCCCGAGAAGAGGCCGGACACCGACCCCAUCAUACCCAAGCCAGACCCCGUCAAACCCGAGCGUCAAGGCUGUGGCUGGCGCAACCCUGAGGGAGUAGUCGUCCGCACCACCGGCGACACCGACGGCGAGACCAAGUUCGGAGAGUUCCCCUGGAUGGUCGCGAUUCUUAAGAUAAAACCGGCGAACGAAAAUGAGCCAGACAGUCAGUACGUCGGCGGCGGGUCACUGAUCCACCCGAGCGUGGUGCUGACGGCGGCGCACUAUGUGGCGUCCGGGCCGCAGUUGCGCGUGCGCGCCGGCGAGUGGGAUACACAACACGCCAAGGAGCCCUAUCCCCACCAAGACCGCGAUGUCUCCCGGAUUGUCGUUCACAAGGACUUUAAUAAAGGCAACCUGUUCUACGACGCGGCGCUGCUGUUCCUUAAUUCGCCGAUGGAUCUGGCGCCCAACGUGGGACUGGUGUGCCUGCCGAAGGCCCGCGAACUCGUAACCCCCGGCACGCGCUGCUUCGCCUCGAGUUGGGGCAAGGACAAGUUCGGCAAAGCUGGCCGCUACCAGGUUAUAUUGAAAAAGAUUGAAGUGCCUGUAGUGGACCGCAACACGUGCCGUGACCAGCUGCGCAAGACUCAGCUCGGGCAAUUCUUCGAGCUGCACUCGUCGUUCAUGUGCGCUGGCAGAGAACCCGGCCGCAACAUCUGCGAGGGGGACGGCGGCUCCCCGCUCGUCUGUCCUAACGAGUACGAGAAGGAUCGCUACGUGCAGAAGGGUAUCAUGGCGUGGGGCGGGUGCGACGACAACGACACCCCCGGCGUGUAUGUGAAUGUGGCCAACGUGCGGGAGUGGAUCGACGACAAGCUGCUAUUCGUAAACUACGAUGUUACGGUUUACGAACUUUAAGACCGAACGCGGGAGUUCAGCUUCUAUAGCGUUUACAUCAAUAAUAAAAAUUAGGAAGACACGUCCACAGCAAAAUUCUACCAGAACGACUUUCUAAUUAUUUAUUGACCUGAAUUAUAAAUGAAUUAAAUUGGUUGUUACAGGAG